AUGGAGUAUGAUUUAAGCGAUACAAAAGCCCUACCUGUACUGGCAGUUUCUCCUUUACCUGGAUUGUCUUUGAAGCUCGAGCAAUCAAAUGACACCCAGAGUCAUGGCACAACAGUGUGGCAUUCAGCUAUUCAGUUGGCGUUCUAUCUUGCUGACAUACUCAAGCCACCUACGUUUAAUCUUGAAGAAGGAAUCCUGCACCCCAAAGAAAACAAGAGAUGUCUUGAGCUUGGUAGUGGAUGUGGACUAAGUGGGCUGACGAUGGCUGCCUUUGGAUUUGACACAACAUUGACAGAUCUGCCUGUUGUAGUAGACAAAGUGCUUACCGCUAAUGCCACACAAAAUCUUGCUUCAAUCAAAGACUACUGGUGCGAUCUCCAACAAGCCCACCAACAUUCUGCUCAUAUGUCAGAUCCAAAAAUACGUGCCAAACCCCUUGACUGGCUCGACUUAGAUGCAUCUUCAAACUGGCUAGAGAAUCACUACCACUAUAUUCUUUCAGCUGAUUGCAUAUAUAGUAUUGAUCUCGUACAGCCUUUAUUGGAGUGUAUAUUUAAACUAUCUUCUCCUACUACCAUAGUGUUGGUGGCUAUGGAAAGAAGGGAUGCACUGGUGGUAGAUGGAUUUGUGGAGAAAGCAAGGAGCAAAGGCUUUGAUGCCCGUAUUAUUCCAAAAAAGAUGGUGCGAACGGCUCUUACAAACAAUGAAGAUGUUGAAAUUUGGAAAUUAAAGAAGAAACGAACAAAAAACGAAAGCUAG
Messenger RNA from Phycomyces blakesleeanus NRRL 1555(-), 759 nucleotides. RefSeq lists its product as hypothetical. NCBI's taxonomy places the organism in Eukaryota, Fungi, Mucoromycota, Mucoromycetes, Mucorales, Phycomycetaceae. The transcript has a single exon. The record is from RefSeq and is a predicted model, not a curated record. The coding region runs from base 1 to 759 and encodes 252 amino acids.